Messenger RNA from Mucor velutinosus, 936 nucleotides. RefSeq lists its product as uncharacterized. The record is from RefSeq and is a predicted model, not a curated record. The transcript is spliced from 3 exons. Lineage: Eukaryota; Fungi; Mucoromycota; Mucoromycetes; Mucorales; Mucoraceae. The coding region runs from base 1 to 936 and encodes 311 amino acids. Gene Ontology annotation, molecular function: tRNA (cytidine-N3)-methyltransferase activity.
AUGGCUGAUAAUGUGGAAACUGGAAAAAAGAGAAGCUCGUCUGUGCUCGAUGUAGAUCAAGACAAGAAUGCAGAAAACACCUCCAAAUUUGGUUCUCGACUCUUGAAGCAAGAUAAUGAUGUCUUUGCUCACAAUGCCUGGGAUCAUGUGGAUUGGGACCAAGAGCAAGAGGAUAUGGCUAAAGAAAAGGUAUCUGCUCAGAUGGAGAAUCCAGUGCCAGAAGAUGAGCAAGAGCAAUAUUACAAGGAACCAGCUGAAUACUGGAACAAAUUUUACGAAAAAAACGAAAACAAAUUCUUCAAGGAUCGCAACUGGUUAAAGAUUGAAUUCCCUGAGCUAUUUGAAACAAGUCAAGAGGAUGCUGGCAAGAAGCGAGUAUUUGAAAUUGGAUGUGGAGCAGGCAACACCAUGUUUCCCUUACUGGAUCAAAGCAAAAAUCCAGACCUGUUUGUCUAUGCAGCAGACUAUUCAUCAACAGCAGUGGAUGUGGUGCGAGGCAAUCGACAUUACGACCCCUCCAGGUCAUCUGCCUUUGUGUGGGAUCUAUCCAGUGCAGAGAUACCCAAGGAGAUUGAACCCGAAUCGUUGGAUAUGAUUGUGCUCAUCUUUGUGUUGUCUGCACUGGCACCAGAGCAGUGGGAUCAGGCCAUUAAGAACAUUUACAAAAUGCUAAAGCCUGGAGGAUUGGUCAUGUUUAGAGACUAUGGAAGAUACGACCUGGCUCAAUUACGGUUUAAAAAGAACAGACUAUUGAAGGAGAACUUUUACAUUCGUGGUGAUGGCACCAGAGUCUACUUUUUCACGCCAGAAGAAAUUGCUAAAAUGUUUGAAAAAUUCACUAUCGAGCAAAACGCUGUUGAUAGAAGACUCAUUGUGAAUCGACAGAGAAAGCUGAAAAUGUACAGAGUAUGGCUUCAGGGCAAAUUUAGAAAAUAA